Messenger RNA from Penicillium manginii, 756 nucleotides. RefSeq lists its product as uncharacterized. The transcript has a single exon. NCBI's taxonomy places the organism in Eukaryota, Fungi, Ascomycota, Eurotiomycetes, Eurotiales, Aspergillaceae. The record is from RefSeq and is a predicted model, not a curated record. Bases 1 to 756 code for a protein of 251 amino acids.
AUGUUUAGCUUCCGCUCGGGAAAGGACAGGGUCAGCACGGGGCCUGGAGAUAGUAUUGACUCUCGUGCGAGUCUGAACAAAGGCCCAUCAGAUUCUCAUGAGAUAAUGACCGAGGAGAAGAGAUUAGAAGACAAUAUUUACUCCCUUUAUCAGGUGGCCUGGCUUGGAGUCUAUCAAGCCCAUGACAAAGACGGACGAACACACGCCUCUCGACUAGGUGAGCUCUUCUUCGGUGCGGGGAUGUCUUCUUAUGUCGACAAGCCCGAAGAAGAGUCCAGUGACCAUCACAGGGACAAUCGAGGAAGAUUGAAAACGAGGGCGGAAACCCGCGUACUAGACCCUCUGUGGACAGCUCUCACCAAGGAAGGCCUCGCGAGUCUAAGGCUGUUCGAGGGGCUCUCCGUCGGAACGCUAGAAAGAGUUAUCACGCUACUCGACGCAUAUGUGAGGGAGGUAGCCACCGUGAACGCCCUGUAUCAAUUACUACGUGAGCUUCAAGUCGGAUUUCGGACUCCAACAGAGGAGGACGAACAGGCUGUUCUGAAGAGAUUCGUACCCCACGCGAAUGACUUUGCAAAGCGGCUUCUUCAUCUAGACGCUAGACUGAAGGUUCUUGUUACAGACCUGGAAGACGAGUUUUGGAAUGAGCAUGGGGCAGCCAAAGGGAGGGAUGGGUGGCGAGUACAUGAUGUGUCUUUCCCGCGCUUUUCCCGUCGUGGCAAAAAGAUGAACCUCACUUCUUCCACCUGGGACUGA